Cladocopium goreaui is the source of this 3147-nucleotide messenger RNA. The record is from the annotation of a GenBank genome assembly. Lineage: Eukaryota; Dinophyceae; Suessiales; Symbiodiniaceae.
AUGGUGUUUCGCCUCCUGCGGCGGGAAGCGCGGGCGCUGCUGUCCUGCGGUGAAGAGUGGCUGGUGGGUGGAGGCAGUUUGCACCUGGGUCGAGUGGGGCUCUUGGCCAAAGAGGUAAUGGCCCUUCUGGCCACGCCGUCCGGCCCUUCGCGGGCACUUCCUGCGCCGCAGGGAGUUCCCCCCCAGGCCGCAGAUCAUGGCCAAGAGCCUUUGUGGGAUAAGACUCACGUUUGCUUGCGCGAAGGAGGACUCCUCCAGUGGGUGCGUCCCCUGAGCGAAAAGGCCGCGCAGGCGGAGGCUGGGGAGGCCAGCGAGGCGCGGCGCGAAGAUCGUUCACCCACGGCGGAUGGCAAUCAAGUAGGACAACUUGGACCACUGCACGGAAGUUCUGUUGAGUUCCUGGGUAUCCAAGCCAACCCCAAGUUGCGCUUGGGCGACGACGGGGGUCACGGAAAUCCCCAAGUGUUGCACGUCUUCCGGCUGUUUCCUCCACAUCACUUGCGACGGCAGCCCAUGACUUUUGCCGUGGAGACCUCCGCUGAGCUGGAGCAGUGGAUGCGGGCCCUCCGUAGCGCGACGGAGGUGGUAGUACCGCCUGCGCAGCCACACAGCAGGUGGCUCCGCUUGGUGGACUUCUGGGAGGCCCGUGGGCCGCCGGAACGGUGUGAGGCUCCACCCGCCAAGCUUCAGUUGCAGGUGCUACGCACCUCUGGCUUGGUGGCCGACAGGCUCCAUGAUUCACAUGACUUGCCUGGACCUGAAAGUGGGGAAUAUCCUUGCAAGGUUGGCAAUGCCUCCAACCAAUUUUCCUCUGCUGGACCCCACAACCUUUACGUCCUGGGACAAGUGCACGGAUGUCACUUUCGCACCGCGACGAGAUAUGGUGUGGAUUGCGCCGGAGUCACCGUGUUUGGGCACCAGUUUGACCUGCCCUUGUGGUUCGAGAAUCCUGACGAAAUGGUGGAGUUCAAGGUCUACCACGAGCCGGAGUAUGAUGACAGCGAGCCCAUCCUGUUGGGCGGAAUUCGCAUCCCGCUCUUUACGCUUUCGCGCGGGCGUAUGGUGGCAUUGCAGCUGCCCUUGAAGCAGGACGAUGCCACCCGCAGAGGUUUCGUGAACGUCUCCUUUGGUCACCUGACCAUCGCCGCCAGGGUGGAACAGCCGCUGGGCUACCUCUGCCUACCCGUGGAGCCGCCCAUCGAAGGCGCGCCUGGCGCCCCCUUCGCAGCGACGGCCAGUCCAGCGCCCGGAUCUACGGCGCUGGACUGGGCGGAUUUGGAGAAGCAGAUCAGUCGUUUGGUGGAACUGAUCCAGAUGGUUUUUGUCCGAUGGCAGAAUAGCGUCAUCUUUGUGAUCCAGUGGGAACAUUUUUGGUACUCCUUGCUGUGGUUUCUCUUCAUGGAGCUUUGGUUUCUUUUCCUUUGGAGAUGGUCUUUCCCCAUCAUCUUCGCAUUGCUGCUGAAACGCACCCUGGACUUGCGCCGGCGCCUGGCACCUGCGGCACCUGCGACCGCGGCGACGCUGCCGGUGGAGCCGCUACCGGAGCACUGGCGCUUUGAGCGGAAGCACAGGAGAAACAGUUUUCACCCUGAAGCUUCGUGUUCAGAGCCGCCUGACCUCGUGACGUGGGAAGCUGAACGGCGCUGGAUGUUUGGAGGCUUCAGCGCGGACUAUUUGAUUGAUGGUUUUGAUGUGCCUCCUUGGGUUAAUGGUUAUGGCCAAGAAUGUGGUGGUCCACAGGCCAUCAUCUUCAUUGGUGGCCAAAGAUAUCGCUACCAAUGGAAGGUGGUUGUUAACGCAGAUACUGAUGAGAAUGGCUGGCAAUACGCCUUUGCCUUCACUCAAGAUGCCCAAUGGCGGCAUACCAUGGAUACGGUUCAAACCUGGGUACGCCGGCGUCAGCACCACGGCCGAUGUGUGGCCUUGGCCGAUGCCGAGACGCCGCCCUACGCGGAGGAUCGGCCCGAGCAGAGCCAGGGCCUCCAGGCACCGGUGGAGUCGUCCUUGACGGAGAACGACCAGCUGAAUCGAUAUGUGAAGCUCUACCUCUCGAUUCGCAAUGAUGUUGACUUUGUUCUCAGCAUGUUGGAGAAGCACAAGAACUUGAUCACCUGGAAGGACCGAGACAUUUCGUCCAUCAUGGCGUGGCUCUUGGCGAUUCUGCUGCUGAUCAGUUCUCUCAUCCCCACCCGAGUGAUCCUGGCCGGCCUCGUGGCCUUCACCUUCUACUUGGGCAGCUCCAUGGGCUUUCGCAAGCGCCAGCACCGUCGGGACUUUCUGCUGGAGCUCAGCAGGUUGAGCUGGGCCAACGGAGCGGGUAAAAAGGUGGAGUUUCAGGGCACCGAGCCCACCUCGGUCUUGGAGGAGAAUGGCGUUACACGACUCUUGUUGAGGGAUUGGUGCAACGGCAGCUUCAAGACACAGUUUAAUUUGAAGAGCUUUGACCAUUGCCAGAGCCUGGCACAACUCGCAGAUUUGGUGGUGCAAAGUUCACCCAGCAUCGAGACGGCGCCGCGGAGAUAUCGCUCGUGGCAUUCCGACGUCUAUGGCAACUUCUUGGACCAUGUGCCAUCCGAUAGCACCGACUACGACGCCUCGUGCAUCUGCUACAAGUUGCCGGGCGCAGGGAAUCUGCCGGAGAUCGAUGUGAGUAGCUGGCCCAUGCCGGGAAGAAAAAGUGGUGAGCCUCUGAGUUCAGAGCCUGAUGGAGUGGUGAUCGAGGAAAGCCACAUGGAGGUAAUGGAGGUGGCCUGCGAGCCAACUAUGCCCACUGAGCAUGUCUUGGAUGUGGCGUCACCCAUGCGCGGGCCAACGUCUUCUAGCCUUGGUGUGGGUAUCAUUGAGACGGCUGAAAGGCAGCGCGAGCUGCGGGAACUGCGAGGCCUGCGGGAGCGACGUCGAUCAUCGACUCCGCCGGCGCAGGUGCGCCCUGAGAUGGAGAGUCAGGUCCUGGCGAAGCUGAACAGCUGCAGCCACGCCGAACUCACGGAGCUGAAGUUCGUGGGACCGGUCAUGGUCAACAAGAUCCUCAUCCAGCGACGAAAAGGUGGAUUCAAAAGCAUCCACGAGGUGCAGGAAGUGCUGGGUAUCUUUGGGAAAAAAGUGGUCAAGAGUGUUGAGGAGUCGUUGAUGCCACGGUCCCGCUAG